Molecule: messenger RNA, 4146 nt
Organism: Malassezia globosa CBS 7966
Lineage: Eukaryota; Fungi; Basidiomycota; Malasseziomycetes; Malasseziales; Malasseziaceae
Exons: 1
Coding region: 1-4146 (1381 amino acids)
Source: RefSeq, a predicted model, not a curated record
AUGAAUGUAUUUCUUCGCCCAUUCGGUGAGGACAAGUCUAAGGUACACGAUGAUGCGGAUCUUGCCGCUGCCCGUAAGGCAGUAAUGAAUGCUGGUCUAGUAACGCCGAAACGUCGGACGAAGGCUAAAGCGACCGAACCAUCUGUUCGCACAGUACGAACGACGACUGGAUUACGUCGAAUCGUUUCCGAGGAUGCUCCCGUCCGUCGCACCCCGCGCAAAUUCACGAACAUGACGGCAGAGGCAAUGCUUGGCGAAGUGCCGCACGCACCUGCUUCUGUGUUUGCUGUUGGUGGCCCUGCCGUCCAAGCAGUAGAGUUCAAUGAGCGUAGGGACGGUGCGGAAAGUGGAUACAAGUCGUCUCGCUCCGAAAUUGCUCGUGAAGAGGCGGCCCGCAUCCAUGCACGUCGCUUCCGUCGUGAGCGUGCAAACGCUGAUGCGAUCGCUGAAAGAGAGGCCCGACGUCUUGCUGAGGAACAAGAAGAAGAAGAGGAGCCAGAACUGGAUGUGGAAAAGGCAAAGCCUAGGGGCAAACGACAUGCAGCUGCCUCGAAAGGCAAGUCGAUGUUCAUCGAAGAUGAUGCGCCCCCGCCAUUGCCUGAGAAGGAUCUCCCUAGCAUCGAGCCGUCUCGGUCUUACCUGCCUCUGUUAUCUACUGGAACGAGUUCCUUCCCUACCUCUGUGAGUCAAGGCUCUCUGGAUCACAGCAACUCGAAGCGAUACGCGUCUCAGCCAUUGAAUUACAUGUCUGACUACAGCACAACCAAAGUGAACGUGCCUUCGUCUACGAAGGCUUCGAAAGAGACAAAGUCUAGCUUGGCAGGAGCUGCUGAACGCGACAACCUCACUCCUGCGCAGUUCGCUGAAAUGGCCAUGGCAGACUUUAGCACUGUGCGCACAGGUUCGACUCUUCCGGACUACCUAUCUCAGCGUCCAAGCAAGACUUUGUUCGAAGAGAAGCCAGAUCUGAAAGAAGCAGGUACUGCUGCACCCAUUUCUCAAGAAAAUGUUGACGCGCCAAAGCACAGGGAACCUGGACAAGGAGAGGCCGAGGAAGCGACUGAGAGUUCUGGUGAUAAAGAGGUUUCAUUGCUGCCUGAUGUCUCAACUGUGUCUGAUGCCGCAAGACUCAAAGAGGAAAAUGUGGCUGAGGUUAACCGCAAGGAAGCAGAGCUUGCGCGCCAGGAAGCUAUUCUGGCACGCUUAGAGGCCCAGAAAGCUCGCGAACAAGCAGAACAAGUCCGUCGUGAGGCCGAGCAAAUACGGCGCGAGGCUGAAGAGGCACGCCAAGCUGCGAUGGAAGCGAAACGCUUGGAAGCCAAGCUGCUUGAGGAAGCUAAGCAACGUGAGGAAGCCAGGAAAGCCCAAGAAAUCAGCAGGGUAGAAGAGCUGACGAGAAUUGACAAUGCCAAGAGGGCUGAAGAGACCAGACUGGCAGAAGAGGCCAGGAAACAAGCGGAAGAGGCCAGGAGACAGGCAGAGGAAAUCAAGCGCCAAGUUGAUGAGGCGAGGAAAGCUGAUGAAGCAAGACGAGCUGAAGAGGCUAAAAAGGCAGAGGAGAUCCGUAAAGUUGAGCUCGUGAAGCAGCAAGAGGCAAAGAAGGUGGCGGAAGCAAAGAAGUUAGAGGAGUCAAGGAAAGCAGACGCAGAGAAGAAGGCAGUGGAGGCGAAGAAGCUGGAGGAAUCGAAGAAAGCUGAAGAGGCAAAGAAAGCAGCGGAAGCAAAGAAGGCAGAAGAGGAGAGGUCAGUGGAAGCGAAGAAGGCGGAAGAGGCAAAGAAAGUAGAACAGGAGAAGGCAGCGGAAGCGAAGAAGCUGGAGGAAUCGAAGAAAGCAGAAGAGGCAAAGAAAGCAGCGGAAGUGAAGAAGGUACAAGAGAAGGCAGCAGGAGCGAAGAAGGCAGAGGAUGCCAAAAUAGCGCAAGAGGCCAAGAAAGCUCAGGAUGUCAAGGAGGAUCAAACAACCAGGACCCGGUCAACGCCCGGCAAAUCAGCUGCCGCAACUAGCUCCGCCGCCGCCAAGGACACAGCUCCGUACAUAUCUCCUUCAAAGAGCUCGAGGAUGCCAGAGUACCUUCGGGUUAGCCUUUCGAGCCUUGUUCGCAAGCCAACGCGUUCGAAGCUAAGCGAGAAGACGCCAGACUCUGCACGUUCUCCGUCUAAGUUUAGCCUGACUUCAGCACGAUCGCAGCAAAGUCUUCCGAAAGUUAGCCCUUCGAUGUCUGCGCAGACACCUGCUGCUACGAAUGAUAAAAACACGCCGAAGACGAUUGCUUCGCCUGCCGAAACCGGCCCAAUGCCUCCAAAGAAGGAUGAGGGUCUCACACAGUCACCAACACCCCAAGUUUCCAAGCCUACAAGUCCCAUGUCUGCAGUGAAUGAACCCAAGGUGCUCAAAACGGACGCGGUGUCUCAACGUGCUGCACCCCAGACGGAGGCUGUGUCUCCCACGAAAGAUGUCGUAAGCAAGCCAGUCACGUCUCAAAUGGGAGCCGUGCCACCUAAGAAGGACGAGGAACCUGUGUCUCCAACGCAGCCAAUUCCAAAAGACACGUCUUCAAGCGCUGGAAAGCCAGAGCCAGUGUCAUCUAAGGCGAAUGCUGUCUCUUCUCCCGCUCAGCCCCAGCGUGUUUUCCCUAAGCUGGAGAUUGUUCAUGUGACACCGAAGGGUGCACCAAAACCGGCGUCAUCUUCGACAAAGGUUACAUCUGCCUCAAAUGUGGGACCUGGUGACAAGGUGCCGCUCCCGGGAACUGUGCGCAAGUCUCCCAGCAACUUAUCCUCAUCGAUGUCGAUGCCAUCGAUGUCUUCUCUCCCUAAGGGUGAAAUGUCGUCUCGGUAUGGUCUGUUUAUUGUCGGCGAUGCCCUGGGCAAGCCGAAGCUGGCGGAGCCGUCGAAGAAGCAGCAGGAAGAGCAGCAGCCUCAGGCUGCAACGCGCGAGCCAUCGGUUGCUAGCGCGUCUGUUAAUAAUAAGGAGCUUUCGAAGAGUCCACUUGUCAAACCCGAAACGCGUGAAUCUUUGUCUUCCGGUGCAUCGUCCGCGUCAAAGGCAUCCCCCGCUAUCCCUAACAUUGAGCUUCUUAGGCUUCAGACGGCAUCAGACAAGCAUGCGGACUCCAAGCCUUCUGGUUCGGAGUCCGAGCCCCCCACGAAAUCCGCUAUUUCGAAGCCUUCUGACAGGAAGCCUGUUCCCCCAGUCAAGUCGGACGAUUUUGAGCGUUCUGACGUCAAGCCAGUGCCUCCGUUUAACAUGGACGAUAAGAAGCCAUCCGAAUCCACAGACCGCGCACCGAGCUUUACUUCCGACUCUAAGGCUGCUCCAGCUAUUCCGAACAUUGAUCUGACGAAGCAAUUCACAGUGUCAACGGCGGCAUCCAGUGAGCGCGCUGAUGGACAUGCAAAUGAAUCUCCAAUGCUCAAGGCGUCGGAGUCAAAGCCUGUGCCAUCAGUUUCCUCACCGUCGAAGUUUUCGGGUCCAGCUUGCACUGAGGAACCGCUGACAUUUUCGACGGCGGACUCUAAGCUAGCGCCACCAAUUUCGUCGGCGGACUUGUACAACUUGCAACGUCGAGAGACUAAUUCAGGUGAGACGAGCGCUGUCCCAGUGACUCGCUCGGUUACUGAGGCUGAUCUAUCAAAAUCGCCGUCUGUGCCUGCGUAUUUGUCGAACAACUUGGUCUUGGCUAAGCCUGCAGCUCAAUCGGACAUCGGUGAAAUCGACGCUCGUAAAACACCAACCGCUGAUUCAAAGGAGGCCCCGAAGUCACCUUCAGCUGUGCCAUUGAAUGAAGAGUCCAAGUCGAACAACUUUGCAAGAACGUCAUCGCUUACUGAAACGAAAGAACUUGAGAAAGCGCCUGAGCCAUUUACAACUUCCUCGGCGAAUCCUGCCGGUAAGAAGGCGAGAUCGGAAACGGGAACCGAAUCGAAGGCGCCAGUACCCCCAGUGAAAGACGAGAGUCCAAAGACAGAAGUCGCCAAGUCGCGCGUGUCUGAAGCAGAAGACAAGAAGAGUACUGAAGACAAGGUGACUGAGUCCAUCUCAGAGUCGAAAGAGAAAGGGGAAAAGACUGAAAAGGCGUCGGAAUCGGAAGCUCCUGAGGGAUUGUUGAAGGAUGUCAAGUCAGUGACAAGUAAAGUGUUGUCAUAA